AUGGCGGCGCCCGACGCGUGCUCGUGUUGCGGGCAGGUUGGCCACCGCAUCGGUACUUGCCCUCUUCCAGCAGCCAAGGAGUUGAUGAAGCUGCGCGAGCUCGCUCGGCCGCGGAAGACCAUCUCCAAGCGAAGCACAGAGAGAAUCACGCCUCGCGCAGACGGACAAUACAAGGCUGGCCGGACGAUGCAGUACACCGGCAAGCUGCGGCCAGGCGAAGCGCGGCCGCAGAGGGCGAAGGAGCUGCUGAAUAAGGGCGCCGACCGCAAGUCCUUUGACAUGCGCGGGGCCGAAGAGGCCGUGCGGAACAUGGUCAGCUACGGCUUCUUGCCCGCGCCGACUACUUGUCCGAAGUGCGGCUCUGGCUUGGGGAUCGUCUCGACCAAGCGCUUCGCGGGGUACGUGCAUGUGAAGCCCGUCGACCUCAACCGCCUGGUCACUCACUUCUGCCGCAACAAGCCAGCCGAGUCUCCGCGGGCCAUGGGCGCGGCCAAUCUGUUCGGGAUUGGAAGGGAGGUCGCGGACCACGUCUUCAAGGUGCUGAGGCAGCGGGAGUCCGAGCUCGGGAAGAGCGAGUCCACCGACAUGACCUUGCAUGGGAACGUCGAGGCAGACAGCCACAAGGUCGCGGAGUGCUUCGUGUCGCCGUCGAACGAGCACUUCGCCAAGGAGAUCAAGGAUUGGAAGAAGAGCCAUCGCAACGAGAGCCUCCCGAACUACUUCAAGCUUCACGCGCGCGUCGCAGGGGCGUCGCAGCGGGGCGGGCGCCUCAUCCUGGCGCCCUUGCCGAACAAGGUGGUGAAGCCGAAGGGCCGCCCACCGCCCGAAGGCGUUCGGGAGCUCCGUGCUACGCGCUUGCUGGAGCGCGUGGUUCGACGGUCGCCGCGCGGCGCCAAGCCCGCCGUCUUCGCUGAUGGCGCGAAGGCGUGGCGACAGUGCGCCGCCGACUACCCGAGCAUCAACUUCGAGCAGGUCAGCCACGCCCGCUUCCAGUUUACCAAGAAGACCGAGAAGAAGGUCGGGGCUUCCGACGUGGCGGGCACCCAGUCCAUUGACGCCAGGUGGAAGAAGCUUCAGAAGUUCUUGCCUAAAGAGCUGAAGGUUCGAUCUGACAGGCAUGCUGGCGUGAACCCGAACUUGAUGGAGUAUAUGUGGUCUUGGUGCUGGCGGCGCAACCAC
This is a messenger RNA of Prorocentrum cordatum, 1179 nucleotides long. The record is from the annotation of a GenBank genome assembly. NCBI's taxonomy places the organism in Eukaryota, Dinophyceae, Prorocentrales, Prorocentraceae.